AUGGCAGUUUUGGGUAAUUGCCUAAGGAAUCGAAUCCGUCAAUCUAUAAAAGAUCUUAAUAGUUCUGUUGGACGUUGGUACUCUAGAACAUGCAAUCGUCCUUUUCUGUCGACCAGAAUUUACUUUACAUUUUCCUUACUUGGUGCAACUGCAGUCAAACAACGACAUCCUAAAGCUAAAUUAGGACGCAGUAAAAAUGAUGAAUCUGAUAGCAAUGAUGAUAAAGAGAUACCGUUUGACUGGAAUGAAUUUUUUAAGCUGCUCAAGCCGGAUAUAUGGUUGUUAAUUUUAGCUGUUGCAAGCGCUCUAGUUGCUGCCUUUGUCAACAUCAAGAUUCCAAUUAUGAUUGGAGACUUUGUAAAUGCUAUGGCUCAAAUGGUUUCUACUGACCAACAAGAUAGCCUUCGUCAAAGUUUUCAGGAUUUAUUUAAGCCAGCAACUCAGCUGGUUCUUUACUAUGGAGGCCAGGCAGCGCUGACAUGUACAUAUAUUACAUUGUUAUCAACUAUCGGUGAAAAUAUAGCUGCAAGAAUGAGAAAGAAACUCUUUGCCUCAUUAAUGAAACAAGAUGUCGCCUUCUUUGAUAAAUAUAAGACUGGAGAAAUUAUUAGCAGACUAACUGCAGAUAUACAGGAUUUUAAAAGUGCAAUGAAGCAGUGCAUUUCUCAAGGUGUCCGUAGUAUCACACAGACCGUUGGAUGUAUUGUAUCUCUGUAUCUAAUUUCUCCCAAGCUGACAACACUAUUGGUCGUAGCGUUACCAUCACUGAUUGCCAUCGGCAGCUUUAUUGGGUCUCUACUUAGAAAAAUGUCCAGAAAAGUUCAGGAAAAAAUUGCAAGCGCGACAGCAAUUGCUGAUGAAGCAGUCGGCAACUUGAGAACAGUGCGUGCAUUUGCUAUGGAAGAAAAAGAAAAAGAAUUAUACAAUAUCCAUAUUAACGAAGCUUGCAAUUUGAGCAAAACACUUGGUUUUGGUAUUGGACUAUUUCAGGGUUUAGCAAAUUUAGCAAUAAAUGGUGUAGUUCUAUCUGUUUUAUACUAUGGUGGAUACUUAAUGUCGAUUAAAGAUUUAACACCGGGACAAUUAAUGUCAUUUUUAGUCGCUUCUCAAACUAUGCAACGAUCUCUGGCAAUGGUAUCGAUACUCUUCGGGCAAGUAAUGAAAGGGUUAACUGCUGGAGCUCGCACUUUUGAGUACAUGCAAUUGCAGCCCCACAUUGCUAUUGAUGAAGGUUGCAUAAUUGCAAACGAUAAGUUGUCUGGUGAAGUAGAAAUUGAUAAUAUUACCUUUGUUUAUCCGACAAGAAAAGAACAGGCGGUUUUUAGAGAUUUUAACUUAAAAAUUCCGGCUGGUAAGAUCAUCGCUCUAUGUGGUCCAUCCGGAUCUGGAAAAUCGACUAUCGCAGCAUUAAUAGAAAGAUUUUAUGACGUACAAAGUGGCAGUAUUAAGCUGGAUGGUAUUGAUAUAAAAAAAAUCAAUCCAUCUUGGUUGCGAGGUUCAGUAAUUGGCUAUAUACAUCAGGAACCUGUACUCUUUGCUACUUCCGUUAUCGAAAAUAUUCGGUAUGGUCGACCCGAUGCAACGGAUGAAGAGGUAGUUCAUAAUGCGGCUCGCAUGGCUAACGCUGAGGAAUUUAUUCUGAACUUUCCAAAGGGUUAUGAGACCAUGCUCGGGGAACGGGGAGUCACAGUUUCGGGUGGACAACGACAGAGAAUCGCUAUUGCUCGUGCUUUACUAAAAGAUCCCAAAAUUUUAAUUUUAGAUGAAGCUACCAGUGCAUUAGAUUCGGAAUCUGAAAAAGCCGUGCAAGGGGCUCUUGACCGAUUGAUGAAAGGUAAUCGAACGGUUAUAGUUAUUGCGCAUAGAUUGAGUACUAUAAGAAAUGCAGAUGUCAUUGCCGUAAUCAUGAAUGGCAUCAUUUAUGAGAUCGGCAAUCAUGCAGAACUGAUGAAAAAGAAAGGGAAAUACGCCGAUAUGGUGCGACUACAAAAUUUGCAACAGUCAUAA
Molecule: messenger RNA, 2007 nt
Organism: Trichoplax adhaerens
Lineage: Eukaryota; Metazoa; Placozoa; Uniplacotomia; Trichoplacea; Trichoplacidae
Exons: 20
Coding region: 1-2007 (668 amino acids)
Biological process (GO): transmembrane transport
Cellular component (GO): membrane
Molecular function (GO): ABC-type oligopeptide transporter activity; ATP binding; ATP hydrolysis activity
Source: RefSeq, a predicted model, not a curated record